AUGCGUUGGUCAAUGAUUCAGGAACAUGGUGGUGGUGGAUUAACGUUAUUGGUAAGUACAUUAUUAUUUGGUUCAAUUGGAUUAGUUGGUAAUAUAAUAUGUUUUCUCGUUCUUUAUCGUUCAUCCGCACAACCAUCACAAUCAUUUGUUCAAUAUUUACGUGCUCUAGCAUGUUUUGAUGUUUUUGUUUUAUUAAUUGAAUUUAUUGAAACAAUUAAUGAUUUAACAAUGUAUACGUUUAAUUAUUUAUUACUUUCAUUUCGUCUAUCAAUUAUAUGUAAAUUAUAUGAAUAUUUUAAACACGUUAUUAUUUUGGUAGCAUGUUGGACAAUUGCUGUACUUACAUUUGAUCGUUUAAUAUUAGUUUGUGAUCCAUUUACAAGUAUGUUUCCAAAUUUAUCACGAAAAAUAUGUAAUUCAAAAAGAGCAAAACAAAUUAUUUUAAUUUUAUUACUUAUAUCCAUGAUAAUUAAUCUACCACAGUUAAAAUAUAAAGAAUGGGUCUGUCGUCCAAAAGGUUAUCGUCAUAGUGCCUAUGCAUCACCACGUCAAAGUCUCACUCAACAAACACCCUUAUUAAUGUUUGAUGAUGAAAAUUUAAAUAAUGAAUUAUUAUCGAAUAAUAAUCUGGAUAUAGAUGAACAAUUUCAAAGAUUAAAUGAAAGUAUUUUAAAAAAUAAUCCAUCAUCAUUAUCCAAUGAACAUUUAUCAAAUUAUCCUACAGAAUUAUCAUCAAUUAUCAGUGUUACAAGAACUACAACAAUAGUCAUAAAUGAAAAAUUAAAUAAUCAUACUGGAUCAAAUAAAAACUUUCAACAACAUUGUAAAUGUCGAAUAGCACCAAAACUUAAUAUUAAAGAAUUUUCAUUUGAUAGCAUUACGAGAAGUUUAGGUUAA
Molecule: messenger RNA, 897 nt
Organism: Didymodactylos carnosus
Lineage: Eukaryota; Metazoa; Rotifera; Eurotatoria; Philodinida; Philodinidae
Source: the annotation of a GenBank genome assembly